AGCUGUUGUUGCAUUCCUCUACACGUCGCUCUAGACCGAGGCCCCCGGCUUCUCUCUCAUUUUCUUUCUACUUUUAAUUUUAGGUUUGAAACUUGUGUCGGUGUGUCUGAAUGCAACAGAGGACUCGCAGCCUGGUCAGUGGAAGGGGAAUGUAUGCAGUCAGGACUGGGAUCACCACAAAAGGAGACGUUCUGGAAGUGACCGAUCUGCUCCUGCAGGAUGACAGAAGUGGCCAGUUCACUUUCAGUUAUGGACUCUGAGAUGAUGUUUAAGCCAGAGUCAGAUCAGAUGUGUCCAGGUCAGCCCAAGUCUGCACCCCUGGACCUGAUCGACACGGGGAAAGGACUGAAGGUCCAGGCUGACACGCCUCAUCUGGUUAGCCUGGGUAGUGGGAGGCUGAGUGUUGCUAUCACUGUGCUGCCUCUAAAAGAAGGAGUGACGCGUAUUGGAAGAGAGGAUGCCCGAAUUCCCCAGGAUAUCACAGUCCAGGGGCCUGGCAUUGAGGAAGAGCAUUGUCUUAUCAUCAAUGAAGGAGGGGUGGUGACCUUGGACCCCUGUGGUCACCUCUGCAGUCUGGAUGGAGUCCAAGUCUCGGUGCCAACACCACUAACCCAGGGAUAUUCCCUUUGUCUGGGUAAGUCCUAUUACUUCCGGUUUAACCAUCCUGCAGAGGCCAGCAGAAUGAAGAGUAUGCUUCCACAGAAGAGCCCAGUGUCAGCUUUAGCCUACAACACAGACUAUUUAAAGUUCAGCAGUGACUACAGCAAUGCAGUGGUGGGGGGCACCAGUAGUGCUAGGGGCAUGCGAUCGGCCUCUGAGCUUCGGGAUUUGAUGGACACUCUGCAACGUAAGAAGAUAGCCCUGGAAAACAGCCUGAGAGCCAAUGGGAAUGCUAACCCCUCCUACUUUAGCGUGACACAGUCUCCUCCCACAACACCUGUUUCAACUGCUGCUAAAUCUACGUCAGCCUAUCAGGAGCAAGCAAGGCGUUACUAUGGGUCUGACCGUCCACCUGUGUUGUUGAAAUCUCCUCCCCCGCUUUUGCCUGGACGACGAUCCGACCCGUCUUCUUCUCUGUCUUCAAGGACUUCAGUCAGUCGUAGUCAAGAUAACUGUGGACUCGCUGACGGGCAACGAUUGCAGAACCCUGGCUCCUCCCCUCUUCUGUCGACGUGGAAUGGUGGAGGUUCCUCCUCUUCUGUAGGAGGUAGUGAGAGCUUCCUUCUCUCUGUUCCCCCAUCCUCCUCAUCCCGCGCUCCAUCUGCAGGAGGUGCAGUCAGCAUGCCCUCGAGUCCUCGUCUAGGUCGACGUAGCUUUGGGAUCCAGGAACCCACACCCAGCAGUCGGACCAGGAAGUACUCUGCAGGGUCAAUGAGUAGCAUGACAGGAGGUCACAGUCGCUCUCUGCCACGUCUUUGCCCUUCCCCGUCCCCGCGCGGUGACAACAAUGGAACGCUGCCUUUGUCGAUGCUUCCUCCACGGCGAUCCGACGUUACUGGUGGUUACAAAUUUAUGAGAGACUCUUACAAUAAUAAUCAAAACGCCAGUUCUGAGCUCAACAACAGCUCCGGUAAAUCCUUUCUGCAGGUAUCCAACAGAACUCAAGUCCAGACCAGUGCUCUGGGAGAAGGAGUUGUGCACAUCUCUCUUUCCUCCUCUAAGAGCUCCUGCUCCACCAGCCAUUCCAUUUCAAACACAGCUGCCCCACCAGAUGUGACAAUCCCAUCUAAGGCAGGAGGCUCUUCUCCUCGAGUUGCCAAAAAGCUUAGCCUGACCUCCACCAGCUCACUGGGCUCCAUUAGCUCCUCUAAUUCCAGCCCUCCAGAGGCAGAGCGGCAUCAAAGCCAAGGGCUCUCCUCAGAAGCAGGAGGAGGAGAACUCACCUGUGACUCUAGGCUGGGACUCGGAGAGAGAAGGGCUUCUUUUGGGAAGGCGGGGCUUGAACCUGGGAUUGGUUUUGGGGAGAGGAGGCAGUCUUUUGGCAAGGCAGGAGUGACACCACCAGGGGGGUUCAGAGAAAGAAGGGGGAGUAUCAGCUCACUGAGCGGAAAAGAGGAAUUAACAGGUUACCACCAAUGGCAAAAAGAGGAGCGACUUCGAGAGCAGGAAGUGGAAAGACUGGAGAGACAGCGGCUCGAGACCAUCUUGUCCCUUUGUUCUGAGCUGGGACGGACUGAAAGGGACGGAGGUGGAACGACUCUGAGCUCUACCUCGGCUGUCACAAACCUUCAGAAGAUCAACCAGGAGCUGGAGAAGCUCCAGCUGAUCGACGACGACGACACGCCGUCCGUUUUCUCAGACUGUUCAGCUGUUAACGGGACAUCAGGAAAAGGUCACAUGACCUGCCCCGGAUUGGAGAAUGACUGCUAUGAUGAUGAUGAGCUGCAGGUACAACGAAGACGAAGCAGUGGACCUAGAGACUACAGAACUGAAUCCCCUGCUGCCAGUCUGCGAAGCUUUGCUCCCUCCCCAUCUCCACGUCCACGGAGGACAAACGAGGCUUUACAGGAUGCAGGUUCGCGCUCAGUGCCGACAGAGGAGGAAGUGAGGCACGUGGAGGAGGAGAGGAUUCAGGCGCUGAACAACAUCGAGGAGCUGGAGCAAAAAAUCAAAGACCUGGACAACCAGAUGGAGGAGUCUGCCCAAGAGGUAGAGGUAGAGCGAGCUUUGGUCGAGGCUGAACAGGACUCUGAAGUUGCUGCUCUCGAGCGAGAAAAAGAGGGUUUGGAAGCACUUCACAAUAAAAUACAACACUUGGAAACAAAGUCCCAGCAGGAAAAAGAAAAGGCGUGUGAGUUGCUGCUGGCAGAAAGGGGCAGAGUAGAGAGGUUGGCUCAGAUUGUGUGUGAGCAGCGCUCCCAGCUGGACAGCUGCCCUGAAGCCACCAAGGAGCCCCUGCAGGAGCAGCUAGCCAGGGACUGUGAAGUGCUUGAGGCAGAAACGAAGCGUUUUGAAGACCUGGAGUUUCAGCAUCUGGAGAGGGAGAGCAGGCAGGACGAGGAAAAGGAGCUGGGAACGCAGCAGCUCCUCCGGGAAGUGGCAGACUACCAACGCAGCACCCUCACUCGCAAGGAGCGGCUGCUCACUCUGAAGAAGCAGGUGGAGCAGAUUACCCAGCAGGCCCAGCAAGAAAAGGAUAGCUUCUUAAAGGAAAGGAGCAACCUUGAAUCCAUGCUGCAAAGAGAGAAAGAAAACCUCGCCACACUGGAGAAAAAAUAUGCCGACCUUACCGGCGGCCGGACUUUUUCCCAGAGGGAGGGCUAUGUCACUGUCAGUGAAAUCACUGAGCUUUACUCACGGCAGGGGCAGGACCCCAAACCUGCCCCUGCCCCCCCGCCUCUGACCAAAGCCCUCCCUGAGUCCCCGGAAGACGACACUCCCAAACCAGAGGACGAUGAGCAUUUCUGUUUGCUGGAGGAGAAGAGGCAGUCUGAGAAAGAUGACGGGUCAAAUCUGAGUGAUACUUUACCCAGGAAGAGAGCCGUUCCUCCUCUGAACCCCCAGUUCAUGUGUGCAACUCUUGGCCGCAGCCUCCAAAACAAGACCCAUCCGCCCUUGGUACAGAGCACAAGCUGCGGCAGCAUUCUUCCCAGAAUUAUCUCUUUGUCCAGCAAAGAGUGCGAAGCUCGACGUCUGCCAAAAGGCCAGUCAGGCUCCAGGGCAGCCUCCCAGACCAACGUUUACCUGGAUGCCUUUGGUUACCGUGACAACCAGGCCUUUGAUACCAUGAGUGUGGACAGCAGCGACUCCAUCGAAACCAGCAUCUCCGCUUACACACCAGACAACGUCUCCAGUGCCAGCACGUCAAAUGUGGCCAGACUGGAGGAGAUGGAGCGUCUGCUGAGGGAAGCGCAGGCUGAGAAGAACCGCCUCCUGGAACACAAGGAGCGAGAAAUGGAAAUACGAAAGCAGGCCCUGGAAGAGGAGAGGAGAAGAAGAGAGGACCUGGAGAAACGGUUACAGGAAGAGACGAGCAGACGCCAGAAACUCAUCGACCGUGAAGUAAAACUGCGGGAAAAACAAAGAUCACAGGCUCGGCCGCUAACUCGCUACCUGCCAGUAAGAAAGGACGACUUUGACCUGCGGGCUCACAUCGAGUCAGCGGGCCACAGCGCGGACACCUGCUUCCACUUAUCCAUCUCUGAAAAGACCUGCCGAGGCUACCUGGUCAAGAUGGGAGGCAAGAUCAAAACCUGGAAGAAACGCUGGUUUGUCUUCGACCGCAACCGACGCACGCUCUCCUACUACUCAGACAAACAUGAAGCCAAGCUGAAAGGUGUGAUUUACUUCCAAGCUAUUGAAGAAGUUUAUUACGAUCAUCUGAAGAGCGCUCAUAAGAGCCCAAACCCCUCCCUGACCUUCAGUGUGAAGACUCAUGACAGGGUGUACUACAUGGUCGCCCCAUCGCCAGAGGCUAUGAGGAUCUGGAUGGAUGUGAUUGUAACGGGAGCCGAAGGGUACAGCCAGUUCAUGGUGUAGGGAAACGCCGCUCCGAUGGACUGAUGCUCUAAUACACUCAAACUGAUCUUAAUUUUAUUGUAUUAUUAGGAAACUGAUGGAAUUGCUCAAAAACAAACAUGUCCGAUGUCUUUUUGUGACUUUAAAUUCCUUUUUCAGCAUCUUAAUUCAUACUUUUAUUUUUUUAACCAAAAUUUUACUCUUGUUUGAGACAAGUCCUAGAUGAAAGAAAGAGGAUAAUAUUUGCUAAUAACAUAUGUGGCCAUUUUUCUACAUGAAUAAUUCUAGAAAUGACAAAAAUAAAGAGAAUAUUUUGGUUUUUAAAUAAUUCUCGCAAUAAAUGACAUUAAAAAUGUAACUUUUAGAUUUCUAAUUACAUCUUUUAUGUGUUCAUGUUUAUUUAGAUGCUCAUCUAUUGCAUCAUGCGAUACUUAAGUGCCUCUUUUCUGUGCCUCACAGAGGUAGAAGCGUGAGUUUAUGCUCAUCUUUUGCAUCAUGCGAUACUUAAGUGCCUCUUUUCUGUGCCUCACAGAGGUAGAAGCGUGAGUUUAUGCUCAUCUUUUGCAUCAUGCGAUACUUAAGUGCCUCUUUUCUGUGCCUCACAGAGGUAGAAGCGUGAGUUUAUGCUCAUCUUUUGCAUUAUGCGAUAUUUAAGUGCCUCUUUUCUGUGCCUCACAGGUAGAAGCGUGAGUUUAUGCUCAUCUUUUGCAUCAUGCGAUACUUAAGUGCCUCUUUUCUGUGCCUCACAGAGGUAGAAGCGUGAGCUUAUGCUCAUCUUUUGCAUCAUGCGAUACUUAAGUGCCUAUUUUCUGUGCCUCACAGAGGUAGAAGCGUGAGUUUAUUUUGUUGCAAUUGAUCACUAUUGUCUUUUUGAAAUCAAUCCAAAGUGCUGGAUUUGUCACCAAAGAACUGUUCAAAUUUAACAACUUUAUCUUAUUGACUUGAGUUACACAAGCACAAAACGAUACUUGUGCAUGUUGUUUCAUUGCUGAAGGUAGUUUUUUAUAAUAUAAUGACAUAAGAUCCAGCUUCAAUAAAAAGUUCGUAAUUUUUGAUGGUGUAUUAGUAUUUUUAUGUGCUUUGGGAGCUUUGCGCUCCAUGCUGAUGAAUUUAUGGUACAUUUAUUUACUGGUAUAAAAAUAAUUGUUUAUUAUGCUGUUUUUAUCCACAAGCUUUCAGUAUGUGGAAUUUAUUACCACUAAUUAAAUGUUUGACUAUUUUACCGUGAGCAAUAAAGCUGUAAAUCAGCUGAUAAAAACAUAUAUUAUCUUGUCUUCUGUGUUAUUUCUAGAUUUUUUUAAAAUAUGUACCAAAAUUUAUGUCCUGGUUAUAUAAUGUAUAUCUGAGUUGAAUAUAAAUGCAAAUCAUUUUUGUUUUUACCAUUUUAUGAAAUUGUUACUGUGGAUGUUUCCCUGAGUUUCUUCUUUGUUUUCAUUUGUUUAUGUUUCUGUAUUUAUGUUAUCAUCAGUGCAUGUAUCUUAAUUUUGUAUUUUCAUAUAUAUAAUAAACGGUAUAUCAUACCUUUUUAUUGUGCAAGUCCUAAAAUGUCAGUUUUGAGCUGAUUGAAGACAUUUUAACCUCACAACAAACUAAUGCCACUAUUAAAGAGCAAGUCACUCCAAAUCAACAUUUUUUUGCUGAUAAACUAUAAAUGAGUGUCUGAUCAUGCUGUAGACAAAUGUAGUCAAUAAUUCGGCACUUUAGUGCAUCUUAGUUCAAAUUUAAAUUUUCUGCCUAAAACUGUCUGCGAUGCACCGUCGUCAGGCAAAAACUCAGCACUGCAUUUGAAUUUAAAUCUGCCAUCGCUAUUGGCUAAAAGGUACCCUAUGAUGUUAUAUGGUACAUUAUGAUGUCACAAUGUCGUGAGUGUGUGUAUUUGUUAGCAACUCCACCCUCUCGGUCUGCUAGGUUACAGCAUUUGUUGCAUUUUUCAAACAGGAAGUGGGAGUUGAGUAAGAAUCUGGUCGGGGGUGACUUGCUCUUUAUACUUGGCACAAAUAAACAGGUUCUUUUCUUAAUCCAACAUGAACAUUUCUUCAUUUUUGUCGUAUUUUUUACACUUUCUUAGGAAGUAGGUUGAUGCCACAAUCUCAGCCGUGUGCAGAGCAAAUCAAAAUUACACUAUAAAGUAAAUAUAUUCUACCUCAUUUAGAUUUCUGGCUGUUUUAUUAAUAGAAUGACAGCUAUAAUAUGUAAAUACACAGUUUAAUUAAGUCAAUGUUCACAUCUUGACUAUUUUUUUAGGAAAUAAAACUUAAGCUUGUUCCAAACAAGUAACUCAUGAUUUAUCAUUUUAUUUUCUUGUGUCUUUGUUUUUCUCUUAAAAUAACUCAUGCUUCACUGUAUUUUUGUGCAUUUAUAUUUUAAAAACAAAACAAACAUAAUUCAUCAUUUGUUUUUUAAUACAGCUCAUGAGAUAACAAACGCUCAGAUUCAGAUUUGGUGGCAUCUUGCGCCUCCACAUGGCAGUAACUGGUAAUGUCAGAUGUAUCACAAACUGUGUGAAAGUAUUACUUUGUCACUUUGAAUAAACUUUUUAAAUUACA
Messenger RNA from Nothobranchius furzeri (turquoise killifish), 7004 nucleotides. RefSeq names its product pleckstrin homology-like domain, family B, member 2b (gene phldb2b). Gene Ontology annotation, biological process: regulation of microtubule cytoskeleton organization. The record is from RefSeq and is a predicted model, not a curated record. Gene Ontology annotation, cellular component: basal cortex. Gene Ontology annotation, molecular function: protein binding. NCBI's taxonomy places the organism in Eukaryota, Metazoa, Chordata, Actinopteri, Cyprinodontiformes, Nothobranchiidae.